AGUUCUUUCUGUAAAUCCAUGAAGGACAUUUCUUCUUCAGCUCCUUGUAAUCAACUUCUUCACCCAAAUCCUCCAAUUCGGUGGCCGAUUGAUACUUUGCAAUGAUUGAUAGGAUAGCAGUAACAAAGUAGAAGCUGAAGCUGCCCGACCCAACCCUCAAACCAAUUGCGGGAUAUGUUGGACAUGCAAAUUGUCGGAACAGGGACGAUGGAUCCCACCAAUUUUCGCAAUCGGUCACCCAUUUUUAUUCCUUUGCUUUUCAUAGCAACGAUUUUACACAGACUCAGCUUCAACUCGGUGUUUGCUAUUUGCGAGUUCAGCUACAGGGACCAUAACAGGCUCUACAACUAUAGCUUAGCUUCCCCACUUCGUAAAUUUCCCCACGGCGUCCUCAGCGAAGAUGGGUUUUACAAGGUGGCAGUUAAUGAGACAGUGCUUUGGUUUCAGCUGUGUGAUGUAAUGCUUUUCAACCAUGAUCCUCCUACUUGUAUUGACUGCAUGGACUGUGGUGGUCCGUCACGCUGUGGCAUGGGUUGUAGUGCGCUGGCCGCAAAUAUCAUUCAAGGUUAUCCCAUUUGUAAUUCUGUUGGACGUCUAUCAAGCACAAUUGUGUAUCUUAUAGAUAACAAAAAGCCACACAUGGGUGUCGUUGUUAAGAUGUCAAACAGCCAGCCAAAACUGAACUGUUCAGUCUCUGUGUCUGUUAUCUGUGAUUAUAAUGGAGUUGAAGGCCCUCGGAUGCUUGAAAAAGUUGGAACAUGUGACUAUGUUACUCAACUAAGGCAUCCUGCUGGGUGUGCUAAGGUGAUAUCCUCACAUGGAAGUGGAUGGGGUUGGUUUGGUACUUUUUUAGUUAUAAUCUUAUGCCUAUUCGGGGCUUACCUGCUGGCUGGUGUUGUUUAUCGAUAUUUCUUCUUGAACAUUCAUGGAAUAGAUGCAAUUCCGAACCUGGAAUUUUGGGCAACUGUACCACACAAAGUUCAGAGUUUUUUUGUAGCUUUGGUCCGGAGAUUUAGAGGACCUUCUCAAGGUUAUAGGAGCUCCUAUUCUCCGGUCAAUUUUUGAACAAUGAGAGUAAUCUCCGAGGUUUGAACGUACAUCAACUUCUGACAUUUUUUUUUGUACGAGAUUCUACAAUGGGCCGAUGAUCGUAGUUUUUGGACGUUUAUGAAAGCUGAUUUCUUCUUCAAAGCAAUUUUUGGAAAUCUGACGUUCUGAAUCUCUUCAAAAUUCUCCUGGCCUGAACCCAUUCCACGGAGACAUUUUGGAAGCGGCUGGGAGGCUUGUUCUGUUGUUCUUUAUAGGUUCUUAGGAAUGAGUUUGUUAUCCUUUCUUUUUAGGUUCUUUAUAAUUGUUAAUUCUGUUUAAUUUACACACA
Molecule: messenger RNA, 1378 nt
Organism: Coffea eugenioides
Lineage: Eukaryota; Viridiplantae; Streptophyta; Magnoliopsida; Gentianales; Rubiaceae
Exons: 11
Coding region: 175-1065 (296 amino acids)
Source: RefSeq, a predicted model, not a curated record